Molecule: messenger RNA, 9396 nt
Organism: Oncorhynchus tshawytscha (Chinook salmon)
Lineage: Eukaryota; Metazoa; Chordata; Actinopteri; Salmoniformes; Salmonidae
Gene: nova1
Product: NOVA alternative splicing regulator 1
Exons: 4
Coding region: 479-1813 (444 amino acids)
Biological process (GO): regulation of alternative mRNA splicing, via spliceosome; mRNA splicing, via spliceosome
Cellular component (GO): cytoplasm; nucleus
Molecular function (GO): mRNA binding
Source: RefSeq, a predicted model, not a curated record
UAUUUUUUUUUUCGGGGACAGGCAUUGUGGGGGGUGGUUGGGGAAUGACGUGCUAGGGAGGAGACUUCCGAUUGGCCAGGGCAGGUGUCAAUCGCCACGCUGCUGCAGACGGACAGGCCACUCGAUGAAUAUGGAUGAGAGCAGUGAAAAGGGUGAUGCGGCAGGGAAGACCCCCCCCUUCAAACCGGUGCAGGCUUGAACAAUGCGUGGCGUCUUUCACUGAAAAUACUGAGAGCCUGCAUUAGCAUUUUCUCAUACAAUUGAGGCUCUGGCCAGCUGCAGGCAUGGCUUGGAUGUUGCGGUGAAAUCUUUUUUUUGCACCCACUGAUGUAUUAGACCUCUGUGAAAAAGGUUGACUGGCCGCAUUCCUCAACGCCACCAUUGCACCUAUGACUAGCCUAACGUUAAGGUACCCUUACAAGAUUGUACCCCGGUAUUGAUGGCGAUCUGACAGAGGAUUUUACCAGCAGAUCUCAGAAUGGAGGAGGGUGAGUACUUCCUGAAGGUGCUGAUCCCCAGCUAUGCGGCCGGCUCCAUAAUUGGCAAGGGCGGCCAGACCAUCGUACAGCUGCAGAAAGAGACGGGCGCCACCAUCAAGCUGUCCAAAUCCAAAGACUUCUACCCAGGAACUACAGAGCGUGUAUGUCUGAUACAGGGUACAGUCGAGGCGCUGAAUAGCGUCCACAGCUUCAUCGCGGAGAAAGUUCGUGAGAUGCCUCAGAGCGCCCAGAAAACAGAGCCAGUCAGCAUACUGCAACCACAGACCACUGUCAAUCCCGACCGCGUCAAACAGGCUAAAUUGAUUGUGCCCAACAGCACGGCUGGGCUGAUCAUCGGUAAGGGCGGGGCCACAGUCAAGGCGGUGAUGGAGCAGUCGGGUGCCUGGGUGCAGCUGUCCCAGAAGCCUGAAGGCAUCAACCUGCAGGAGCGUGUGGUCACCAUCAGCGGGGAACCCGAGCAGAACUGCAAAGCCGUGGAGAUCAUCGUGCAGAAGAUCCAGGAGGACCCUCAGAGCAGCAGCUGCCUCAACAUCAGCUACUCCAACAUCUCAGGCCCCGUGGCCAACUCCAACCCCACCGGUUCCCCCUACGCCAACUCAGCCGAGGUCCUCCCCAACGCAGCCGCGGCUGCCGCCACUGCCUCCAGCCUUCUGGGCCAGGCCGGCCUGGCAGGAAUGGGCGGCUUCCCGGGCACCAUGUCCAGCUUCUCUGGCAAUGACCUGCUGGCCAUCACCUCGGCCCUCAACACUCUGGCCAGCUAUGGCUACAACACCAACACCCUGGGUCUGGGCCUCAACCCCGCUGCCGCCUCUGGGGUCCUGGCCGCCGUGGCUGCUAGCGCUAACCCAGCCGCUGCUGCCGCCGCUAACCUUCUGGCCUCCUAUGCCAGCGAUGCCUCCGGCGGCUCCGGCCACCCCGCUGUCGGCCUGGGCGGCUUCUCCCUGGGCUCGCUGGCUGCCGCCACAGGGGCCUCCAACGGCUACCUGAACGCCUCAUCCCCACUGAUGGCCUCUUCCCUGCUGGCCACAGAGAAGCUGGGAGACGGGGCCAAGGACGUGGUGGAGAUUGCCGUGCCCGAGAAUCUGGUGGGCGCCAUCCUGGGGAAAGGUGGUAAAACGCUGGUGGAGUACCAGGAGCUGACAGGCGCCCGCAUCCAGAUCUCCAAAAAGGGAGAGUUCAUCCCCGGCACGCGAAACCGUAAAGUUACCAUAACAGGGUCGCCCGCGGCAACACAAGCUGCCCAGUAUCUGAUCAGCCAGCGGAUCACGUAUGAGCAGGGUGUGCGUGCCACCAACCCACAGAAGGUGGGCUAAAUGGGAAAAAAUUGUAAAAUAAAGGAAGGAUGGAGACAGAGAAAAUAAAAGGGAAUCGAGGGUCACGGCGAGGGGAAAAAAAUGUCCAAAUAUCCGUUCAAUAUUUCAGAAUUAAAAAGAGAAGAUCACAAAGGAGGAAGAGGUGGGGAGAAAAGCAAGAUAAGUUUGUGUGAUAUGUAAUUGUGUUUUUAGGACCGAGCUCCUGAUGUUUUUAAAAAGUUGUUAGGAGUCCUUUUGAUGAUGGCGAUUAGAGUAAAGCUGAACUGGUCCACUGCCAAGCUGCAGAUCCAGGGGUGAGCACAUGAGUUCACCCCCAUUCAGAAACCUCAUAGCUGGGUUUGUUUUGGGUUUCGUUCUCUUCCGUUUCACUCUUCUAUCAUUGUGUGGGUUUUUCAGCUUCAGUUGCAGACCUCCGCUCCAGGUGAAUUGAGAGUCAGUUGAGGUUCCAGACAAGCUAAAAGAGCAGAGAUGGAUGUUUGCUCAUUCCUUUUUCCUUUGAUGUUAACCAUGUGAACAAAGCAAAAAAGUCCUUGUCUACAUGAGAGCGGUUAAAUGAUGCUCACCAGAGGUCGUCCAAGACCAUUAAGCAUCCAUUUUAUUCUAAAUUCUUAACAGAUAUCACAUUGUUAAUGACAUGCCACUGUAUGACUCAUAUCAAAAUUAAGAUUUUAACACUUUGGUUGUUAUAAUUUUUAUUUUCAUCAAUUAUUUAUUGAAAUAUGGUCUCAUUCAAACACGUAUAGAUUAUUUUAACCUGUGAAUUCGGGUUGAUAUGAAUGUAAAGACAGUAUUAUUGUUAUUUUGUUAUUAACGAGGAUCACAUUUUGAGUUGCAGUGACAGAUAUGUAUAGUUUUAACCCAGAACUGCACAGUAACUAUACAUGAGUGUAGAUCAGGGGUCAAAUGUUCAAUGUGAGAGGAUAGAUGAGACACACAGGAAUGUACACACACAUACACAGGAACACACAUAGACAAUCAUUCAUACAUGUAGAUCGCCACCCACAUAUACACCACUUUUGGUGCUACGAAAACAUAACUACAGAUAGGCUUAUACCUCCUGUAUUACCUAAAUUGAAAAUCCCUUUUGAGAUGCCAAGUGUUGUCCACUCAUCUAUAGUUUACGGGAUUUAGUUCUGCCUUUAUGUGAGUAAAGUAAGACUGGAUUUCAUGUCUUAAUAUUUUACCCCAGUAAAUCAGUUGUCCUUUAGUUGCCAUGGCAAACUGUUUCUUGUACCAUCAUGGGCAGUUUAGAUCCAAAUAACGUAGUUACUGGUUUAAAACCAAUCAUUUUAUACUAUUGUCAUAAAUUGGCCCUGUACUUUGAGUUUGCCAGCCGAUAUUGCUCCUUGCGACAUGCUCCGACAGUAUGUAGAAAUAUGAUUAAACCCCCAUGGGAAGGAGCAUUGUAUCCGAAAGGGAAGACGGCACUAUACACAGCUUGAGGUAUGUUACAUUAUCUUUUCAAUUGAAGAAACAUCUAACCAGAAGAGUCCCCCAAGGGAACGAAGCACUACAAAGCAGUUUUGUUAAGAAAAGCAGUUUGAACCUUAUCUGUGAACAAGAAGACGAUUGCUUUAGAUUUAGGGUGGCUGGUAGUCAAGAGAGACACUAAUGAGAAAGAAAUGGAGUCACCAUGAAACACAUUUGGACUGAAACCAUUUGGAGUUUGUUGUGAACCAUUCUUCCCAAUCAGAGUAAAUACCAAUAUGGAGUCAAACAGUUUAUGCAGUUGGUCAGUCGAACUUGUUAUCUUGCCUAAAGCAGACAUUGACACUAGCUUAUAUUGGCAGUAGUGCAUAAUGCAUUGCUGAAACAUUUAGCUGACAUUAUGUAAGGAUAAUUGCAGGGGGGGUGGGGGGGUAAUUGUCUCCUAGAACAUUCUCAAACAAACAAAGAUUACCCUUGCUUGCUUCUGCGCUGCUAUACAUUGGUUUUCAUCCGAGUACACUGGGUCUAUUAUGACUGCACUGUGAGACACAACGAAGACACAACGCAGUGUGCCUGUCCCUUCUUGAGCCAAGUGUUCAUAUUUUGAUGUACAUAUCCAAGAAAUAGGCCUACAGCUGACACACACGCAUUGCAUGUUCUAGAGCAAAACCAGCAGAGCAGUGAGAUAAGGAACAUCUCCACAAGAACAUCCAUAAUGUGAUGUCUUGGAGUUGUUUUGGUUUACCAAUAAUAUUGCACAGCAGAGAGCUGCUACACAUUCAUAUUAAUGGAAGUCUCUUUUACUGAUGAGUCCAGAGUCAUCAGUCAACCAUAUUGUCUUUUAUUAACCCAAAUGACUCCUAAUACAUUUAUUUUCCUACACAGCAGUCCCUGACUCUUAUUCUGACCCUCUUUUCCAUUUCACGCGUUUAUCCUUAUGUAACCAGAGCUCUGUGAUUGGCUUUCAGUAAUACAGGACCGGAAGGGAUAGCGGCAGAGAAUCAAAGAAAAAGCAACACUCCCUUUUUAUGAGUGAAAUGACAACGCCCCUCCUCCAUACCUACCUACUCAAUAGUUAUUCUAAAGAAUGUUUGCUCAAGAAAGAAGUUACCUUUACCUCAUCUUACUAUCAACUAUGUGUUUGAGCACUCCGCAUGGCAUGGCACUAGCCACGAGCCCCAUUACCUUGACUCACUGAAUACACGUUUCCCCUUCAUUGUAUAUCUGAAGGGAUGUGCUGUGACUUAUAACAGUACUCAAUGGUGCACUGGUUAUUUGAAAUGGCACUCCAGUUAAAAUAUCUGUAACUUCCACCCGUGGGGUUCAGAAACCUUCAUAUUUUAGCCCCUAACCUCACAAAAUGUUUACGUGAUUUAAAAUACAAGCACAAAUCAAGGUGAAUUUAGUAAUAUAAGCAAUGCAAUUAGACUUGGUUUAGAGGACUACUCUAGAGCUGUCUGAUCUAUACAUUGUCCUCUUUUUACGUUCAUUACAUUACUUACUUCGGCAUUUCUCCCACCCUUCAUAUGGUAUUUUUAGAAUAUUUUAGAACGCUCCUAUAUCCAGAUUCCCUUCUCUCUCUCCUCCACUCUGCUCGCCCUCUCUCUCCUUCUUUCUGUCUACUCAUAGACGCUGAUGUCUGGGGUUGCAGGGAGUGCCGAAGUGAUCGAUAGCAGUUAUGCACUAUAGGUCAUAAGGGUAUGCAAAUAUUUUCACAGCCCUUAGAGUUCACCAGGCAAAAAUGCACAGAUAACAACUGCCUCCAAACUGUGACACCCCACAAGACCAACAAGCAACAUUGGUUCAAACUACGGUAUCAAAUUCCCUACUAAAAGAUGAACAAGUAGGAUUUAGACAGGCUUAUAUUGUAAUAUAUGACCUUUUAGGGGAACAGGAGAGGUUAUGUAUUUUUUUCUACUGGAAAGCAAAAUAAGUAAGCAAAUCUUUGUUCAAUGAGCAAAUGUCUGUUGGUUGACCAAACAUAACUUAUUUUUCAGCCUUUUAACAGGAGUUUAUUUCAAAAAAAGUUAAUGAUAGAGCGCAAGAGAAAGAUGGGAACUCGUUCGUGACCUCAUGCUGAAACAGUGACAUCCUUUAUGCAUAUCCUCUUAUCUGAAAAAUGACUAGAAAUUAAUUUCUGUGGAAUAUGUCAUGUCAACAUGAUGUAUAUGUAUGUUAUUGUAGCUAUUCUAGUUUGUAGUCCAAAUGCAGUCCAGCGUCUCGUCAAUACAAUGUGAAACUCUAUGUUAUCUUUGUGUGGAUGAUGAAGAGUGCCAACUAAGCCUGAGUAAGAUUAGCUUCGCUAUUUGUUUGUGCAUUACGAUGACUCAUCAUAUGGCGUCCAUAUUUCUGUCAUUUAGUUUGACCGUAAGAAAAAUGUAAAGAAUAUUGGAAGCAAUAUAGUAGCAUGUUGUCCUGUUUUGUGUUUUGGUUAUGUUUGUCGUAUGAACCUUUGAAAUUACUAAGAUUUUGAAUUAAUAGGUUUACAUGUACUUUUUGUAAAUUAUGAAAAUGCUGCUAUUUGAUAAGUAAAAUAUACAAAACAUUUUAGUUGAAAAGAUGUCUGGUCUGUUGAUUAGAAACAUGCUCUAAAAGACAGGGCAUACAAUUAGGUGUAUAGAAUACUAUACAGUAUUGGUAAGAUAGUAACAGUAAUAAUAGACUCUAUAGUACAACCUGUGCCAAACUAGACUUCUGCAGCUUUUGAAAUUGUAGAUGUGCAAUCAAAUGUUAGAUAUUAAUAACUUGUUUAGAAGUGCUGAUCAGGUGCCAAUCAAACAAUGUUUUUAAGUUAAGAAAAGAUAAUCAAAUACAUUACUUAAGAAAACAAAGGAUGGAUAACUGUUUUGUGCAUUGUUUUACCCCAUAGCUACAUAGAGUAAGAGCUAAAGAUUGUGAUUUUUUAUGGAUCCAUGUUGUUUUACACUCCAUGCAUCCCCUGUGUGUUCAUUUGACCUGUGGCUUAAGCACUGCUGUUUUUCACAAAUGUCUCUAUAGGCCAGCAUGGACUUAGCAUAACAUGUUAUAAGCAUUCAUAACAUAGCCAGCCAUUAUCAGACAAAAUGUGUUUCGUGGAGUUAGGUGUUAUCUUUUUGCACGUCUUCUAUUGCAUGGUAUCAAAGUGAAAUAUGGAGGGGGAAAAAAUGAAUGCAAAAAAAAAUGGAGGUGUUCUCGCAACAUUCAAAGACAUAACAUUGCAUGCAAUCAGUUGUAGAGCACUUACGUUAAAACCGCCUCAUAUUUAAAAAAUGGUUUAUUGUCGUAAGUUGGGAGGGGUUCUAUUAUUGUCAUGUUGGUCCAAAUACAACAUAUUUCAGAUCAAAUUCUCAUACAGUCCAUCUCUUUAUAUUAUUACAGAUAUGAUUUUGUUUUCUUAAGGUACCAUGAGGAGUAUUACAAAUGCGAAAAAUGUUAGUCAGUGUUAUUCUUGUGUUUUGCUUUCUAGAAUACCAGGCAUGCAUUUUUUAGGAUCAGGUUAAACCUCACAAAACCUGCGUAAUAUUUUUUACGAUUUUUUAUACUACAGCUUGAAUUCCCAGAUCUAAUCUAUGAAUGUACUACCAUUUGCUCAUUAUUUCUGUUGAAUGUUUAUCAGUCUUUAAAUGUGAAUUCAAGGCUGGAAUGUCAACUACAUGUAGCGUUAACAUAUUAUGUCAAGAACCAAUUUCAGCUAUAGUCAGGUAGGCCUGACAUGGCCAUAGUCAUAAUCCAGAUAUGUUUCAACAACACUUCAGAUUCGCUGUAAACAUUAUCCUGUAUGUUUGGUGUUGCAUAAAUGCACUUUACUUUUUACAAAUUACAUCUCCUAUUAUUGGAUGUGAAACAAAGCAAACAAUGUUCAUUUUCUGCCGUUUUUGUCAUUCUUUGCUGUUGCUCUGAUGUUAUUGUUUUAGUAAAAAAACAAACAAACAAACAAAAAAAAUGAAACUUUUUGUGAAUGAUGAGAGGGUUUUGUGUAUCAGACUUCUCUGAAAAGGUGUCACCCGAGUCCUCACAAUAUCGAUUCUCAUUUCCUUUUAGCAAAGAUUUGUGUUAAUCGCAAUGAGCAAAUCUCUCUUUGAAGAUAGAAUCCUUUGUUGCUACAUACUUUUUUAAAACUUAUAAAUUAAUGACAUAUACCCAUUGAUCCUUGAAGAAUAUAACUUAUACAUGCCUCAUAAGCUUAGUUCAACUGUCGUAUCACAGCAGAACCCCAAAUAUACGCUUGUUUUACUCCAUCUACAUUUGCUAACAAUGUAGAUGUAAACAAACGCUUUAUGGCCUCAAAACAUGGUUAAAACUAAAAUGUUAAUAUCAUGCAUGGUCAGUCCUUGCAUCCAUUGCUCUGUCUAUGAAUUUGAGUUGUUACAUUUCUCCAGGCCCAUCCCUCAGCUUUGUCAUUUUUUCAAUGAAGGAUUCUAGAUUUAAUAGAGGGAGAGGGAACUUAAGAGUGGAACUGUUCCACCUUGUCAUGUUGCAUUCUGCUGCCUUGAAAUCUAGCGGUGGGAGUAUUUUUAUGAACAAAUUGGCAUUGAAAGCAUGGUAAACCUCAUACAAUGUCUCUAUGUUCUGUUAUCAGAGUCCAUGUUUGUUACGUUACAGAAUGCUAUCCCAAGGUCUCGCUGAUAUAUUCGAUCAGAGACAAAUACAGCACCGGAAAAAUGUGAUCGCUUUGGUCAUACCGCUGUCAGUGUUGGUGUAUUUGACGACAACAACAUUUUAGAACCCUAUGUAACCUAAAAUGGCCUAACUAAUUUACCACAUGCAUGAUUUGAGUGUCUGUCUCAUUCUUCUGUCAUACACUGCUACUAACCCCCACCAAUGUUCUAACCUCUCCACUACUGAGUGCCAAACUAAGUCAACACCAUUCCAAACAUUUAAAAUAUAUAUAUAUAUUAUUUAAAAAAAACAAUCAUCUGGAUAUUCACCUAACCCUCCCAAUGCUCCUCCUCGGGGGGAUUCCUUUGAACUACCAGACACAGGACUAAGACGGUUCAGGCUGCUUGCCCCCGCUUCUCCUCAACUCUCUUCAUCAUCUUUUCAGCCUACAUGACAUUACGAUUAUGUGUGGUGUUGUCUGGCACCUUAUCUUUGACCCUUUUUUGACCCUCCCAUGAACUUAGUUGACCUUAUCCACCCUUUGUGUGUUUUUAUUAUUUUGACCCCAGGUUUAUUGCCAAACUUUGCUGAGACUACAACUGUAUGAAUUUUCAUUUUGUUUGUUUGUUUUCUUGUCAUCUGGAUAAUUCUGAAGGGUUGAAAGUUAACUAAAAUGUUGAUUGAAAAAAGCAUGACAAUGCCUUGCACACCUCUGGCUCCAUUGCAAAUAUUAUUUUGGGUUAGGUUUUUAAUUUUGUAAAACUCUUUGUUUUUCCAUUUCAAGAAAUGGACUGUCAGCAUAAGGUAAAUGUUAUUCAAAACUAAAAAGAGUUUUGUCAAUCUGAAUGACUAGUGUCUCUAUAUUAAGACAGAGAAGAUAGCAUUUGAAAGUUUAGGCCUCACUUGUCCUUUGACUUAAGCAUUUGCUUGGAUGCCUUUUCACAGACACAGUCUCAAUCUGAAAGAUACAAGGGCAAUACUGUCUUUCCUUGAGCCAUUUCAGUGAAGUACGGAUGGGAGCUUUUUAAUCGAGAUGUUUGCCAAUACGAGUGCCAAAUGAAAUCUCCAUUAAGCCAAAAGCCAGCCAGCCUACACACUGAAGCUGUGGUAGCACUGGGAUGGUUCACUUCCCAAUCCCAUUUCUCCCAGAAAACACUUCAUUGUUUGACAUUUGACAUGACAUGCCACUAUUUUUAUAUGCUGCCAGUCUAUUUACUGCUUUCCUCAGUGAAACAUCUCAGAAGCAGUUCCUUUUAUAACGAUACACUGUUGAUUAAUGACGACAGCAACUAUGAAAAGGGAAUGAAAGGAUUUUUAAAGUGUCAUUUUGUGAACUUUUUUUAAUUAUUAUUAUAAAUUAUCUGAACAUCAUUCAUUAAUAGAUUUAAGGGUAAUGACUAUAUAAUGUAACUGUAGUAUUGUGUUUGUAAAAAAAAAUCUGUGAGUUGUGUUUUAUGACUCGUGGACUACCAGUGAAGUCAGCAUUUCAGUGUUAAUAUAUUGAAUUGUUUUUUAAAGAUUAUUUUUGCGACAGCAACAGCAACAAAGAGUCAUUAUAAAUGUUCAUUUUAGCAUCA